CACAUAUGUUUCCUUUCAUGGUACAGUUCUGCUGUCAUCACUGUAUAAGGCCAUUGGCCUGAAGUUUCCUUUAGGAAAAAGCACCUUGUUCUUUCUUUCUGUCUUAGCGUAAAAUGCCAAACCUUGUACCUUGUGAGACACGCACGUACCACACCAACCAACCUUUCCCCUUAUGAAAGGAGGUUUCAUGCCUUGUCACAGCUUUGUUUCAUAGACUCACACUUCUCAUCAGCCAUCUUUAUGAACAAACUUCAUCUGCAUUGCAUAAGAUCUCUAUAAAGGAUACUCAUUUAGUCUUAUAAGUAUAGGGACUCUGAAAAUAAAGUCACUACUCUGAAAAUAAAGUCACUACCCCAUUCCUCAUUUUCUUCUGUUAAUUAUUUACUUGGUGGGAAUUUACCUUUGGUGGUUAAAGUAACAAGCCAAACACCAACCUAGUAGGUUUCUCUCUUGUGUUAUUUGAUUUGAUUUGACUAAGAGGCACUAUGCUUGAGGGGCAUGUUUUUUUGGGGUUUGGCUUCUUUUUGAUUGGUUUAUGGCACCUCUUCAACCACAUCAAGCUCCAUGCUCUUUACUCCAAUUCCUACACGUCAACCCUUUGGUUUCCCUUCAGAAUAAGCAGACACCUCGAGCUCUAUUUCAUCAUGGCAAGCUGCUCACUCUUCAUAGCCAUGGAGCUCUUCAUAUCUCCCCUUCACCACCAUCCAUUGGACCCUGAUGGAACCAUCCCCUCUGACCACCUCCACAACUUUGAACACUCCUCAAUGGCCCUGGGUUUCUUGGUCUAUGCCACCUUUGCCAUGGUUCUUGACAGAAAAUGCAUCAAAGCUCAACAUGAGCUAACCCAAUUGCUUGGAGCCUUGGCUUUUGUGCAAGAGUUUCUUCUCAUCCACCUUCAUUCUAGAGAUCACACAGGAGUAGAAGGCCAAUACCACUUGUUGCUGCAGCUUCUGAUUCUUGUUUCUUUAGUCACAACUCUAAUGGGAAUUGGGUUGCCAAAGAGCUUCAUGGUUGGCUUUGUGAGAUCUGUUUGCAUAGUCUUCCAAGGUGUGUGGCUCAUGGUCAUAGGGUUAAUGCUCACCACACCUGGAUUUGUAGCCAAAGGGUGCUCCAUUCACUUUAAGGAGGAUCCAUAUCUGGUAAAAUGCAGUGAUGAUAAGGCCCUUCAUAGAGCUGUCUCAUUGGUGAACCUUCAAUUCAGCUGGUUGUUGAUAGGAGUCACUAUCUUUGCUAUGUCUUUCUACUUAAUUGGAGUCACUACAGGUAGAGGCUAUGGUGAAAAGGUGGAGUAUUUUUCACUGAGGAAAGAGGGACAUUGCAGUGAAGAAGAUAGCUUAAAGAAUGACCUUGAAUCUCAAUCCCAAAAGACAAGCAUGCAAGAGCAAAUUUAAAGCACUUUGUGAAUUAUAUGCUCCAUUAGUGGACCAAAAAAAUUGCUACAAUGUAUUAAUUAAAUUCAACUUGCAGAAAAGAGAAUUGUAUCUAAA
Lotus japonicus is the source of this 1487-nucleotide messenger RNA. RefSeq lists its product as uncharacterized. The record is from RefSeq and is a predicted model, not a curated record. Lineage: Eukaryota; Viridiplantae; Streptophyta; Magnoliopsida; Fabales; Fabaceae. The transcript is spliced from 2 exons. Bases 486 to 1391 code for a protein of 301 amino acids.